Molecule: messenger RNA, 601 nt
Organism: Oxyura jamaicensis (ruddy duck)
Lineage: Eukaryota; Metazoa; Chordata; Aves; Anseriformes; Anatidae
Product: olfactory receptor 14C36-like
Exons: 1
Biological process (GO): G protein-coupled receptor signaling pathway
Cellular component (GO): membrane
Molecular function (GO): G protein-coupled receptor activity; olfactory receptor activity
Source: RefSeq, a predicted model, not a curated record
AUGUCCAACAGCAGCUUCCCCACUGAGUUCCUCCUCCUGCCAUUCGCAGACACACGCGAGCUGCAGCUCCUGCGCUUCACGCUCUUCCUGGGCAUCUACCUGGCUGCCCUCCUGGGCAACAGCCUCAUCCUCACAGCCAUAGCCUGUGACCACCACCUCCACACCCCCAUGUACUUCUUCCUCCUCAACCUUGCCCUCCUCGACCCGGGCUCCAUCUCCACCACUGUUCCCAAAGCCAUGGCCAACUCCCUGUCGGGCACUAUGACCAUUUCCUAUGCAGGCUGUGCUACCCAGUUCUUUUUCUUUGUUGUCUUUGUCGCAGCAGAGUUUUAUCUUCUCAUCAUCAUGGCCUAUGACCGUUACGUUGCCAUCUGCAAACCCCUGCACUAUGGGACAAUAAUGGACAGCAGAACUUGUGUCUACAUGGCAGCAGCUGCCUGGGGCAGUGGCUUUCUCAACACUGUCCUGCAUACCUCCAAUACCUUUUCCCUUCCCCUCUGCCAAGGCAAUGCCCUGGACCAGUUCUUCUGUGAACUUCCCCAGAUCCUCAAGCUCUCCUGCUCAGAUGCCUACCUCAGAGAAGCUGGGAUUCUUAUGCUUA